Messenger RNA from Cercocebus atys (sooty mangabey), 1733 nucleotides. It is a transcript of the gene PTGIS, whose product is annotated as prostaglandin I2 (prostacyclin) synthase. The coding region runs from base 88 to 1590 and encodes 500 amino acids. Gene Ontology annotation, biological process: prostaglandin biosynthetic process. The transcript has 10 exons. The record is from RefSeq and is a predicted model, not a curated record. NCBI's taxonomy places the organism in Eukaryota, Metazoa, Chordata, Mammalia, Primates, Cercopithecidae. Gene Ontology annotation, molecular function: monooxygenase activity; prostaglandin-I synthase activity; iron ion binding.
GGGGAACUUUACCUGGUAGUGGGCCAGGCCGCCAGCCCCGCCAGCCCCGCCAGCCCCGCCAGCCCCGCCAGCCCCGCCAGCCCCGCGAUGACUUGGGCCGCGCUGCUCGGCCUCCUGGCCGCUCUGUUGCUGCUGCUGCUACUGAGCCGCCGCCGCACGCGGCGACCCGGUGAGCCUCCGCUGGACCUGGGGAGCAUCCCCUGGUUGGGCUAUGCCUUGGACUUUGGAAAAGAUGCCGCCAGCUUCCUGACGAGGAUGAAGGAGAAGCACGGUGACAUAUUUACUAUACUGGUUGGGGGCAGGUAUGUCACCGUCCUCCUGGACCCACACUCCUAUGACGCGGUGGUGUGGGAGUCUCGCACCAGGCUCGACUUCCAUGCCUAUGCCGUCUUCCUCAUGGAGAGGAUUUUUGAUGUGCAGCUUCCACAUUACAGCCCCAGUGAUGAAAAGGCCAGGAUGAAACCGACUCUCCUCCACAGAGAACUCCAGGCGCUCACAGAAGCCAUGUAUACGAACCUGCACACGGUGCUGUUGGGCGACGCUACAGAAGCGGGCAGUGGCUGGCAUGAGAUGGGUCUCCUUGACUUCUCCUACAGCUCCCUGCUCAGAGCCGGCUACCUGACUCUUUACGGAAUCGAGGCGCUGCCACGCACCCAUCAAAGCCAGGCCCAGGACCGCGUCCAUUCAGCUGAUGUCUUCCACACCUUCCGCCAGCUUGACCGGCUGCUCCCCAAACUGGCCCGCGGCUCCCUGUCAGUAGGGGACAAGGACCACAUGUGCAGUGUCAAAAGUCGCCUGUGGAAGCUGCUGUCCCCAGCCAGGCUGGCCACACGGGCCCACAGGAGCAAAUGGCUGGAGAGUUACCUGCUGCACUUGGAGGAGAUGGGUGUGUCAGAGGAGAUGCAGGCACGGGCCCUGGUGCUGCAGCUGUGGGCCACACAGGGGAAUAUGGGUCCCGCUGCUUUCUGGCUCCUGCUCUUCCUUCUCAAGAAUCCUGAAGCCCUGGCUGCUGUCCGCGGAGAGCUCGAGAGUAUCCUUUGGGAAGCAGAGCAGCCUGUCUCGCAGAUGACCACCCUCCCACAGAAGGUUCUAGACGGCACGCCUGUGCUUGACAGCGUGCUGAGUGAGAGCCUCAGGCUUACAGCUGCCCCCUUCAUCACCCGCGAGGUUGUGGUGGACCUGGCCAUGCCCAUGGCAGAUGGGCGAGAAUUCAACCUGCGACGUGGUGACCGCCUUCUCCUCUUCCCCUUCCUGAGCCCCCAGAGAGACCCAGAAAUCUACACAGACCCAGAGGUAUUUAAAUACAACCGAUUCCUGAACCCUGACGGAUCAGAGAAGAAAGACUUUUACAAGGAUGGGAAACGGCUGAAGAAUUACAACAUGCCCUGGGGAGCAGGGCACAAUCACUGCCUGGGGAAGAGUUACGCAGUCAACAGCAUCAAACAAUUUGUGUUCCUCGUGCUGGUGCACUUGGACCUGGAGCUGAUCAACGCAGAUGUGGAGAUCCCUGAGUUUGACCUCAGCAGGUAUGGCUUCGGUCUGAUGCAGCCAGAACAUGACGUGGCCAUCCGCUACCGCAUCCGCCCGUGACAGGGAGCAGAUGGAUCCACGUGCUCGCCUCUGCUCAGCCUGCCCCAGCCUCCCAGCUUUCUGUGUGCACAGUUGGCUUGGGUGCAGGUGCUAGCAUUACCACUUCCCUGCUUUUCUCCCAGAAGACUGGGUCCAGAGGCGGG